This is a messenger RNA of Oryctolagus cuniculus (rabbit), 5861 nucleotides long. NCBI's taxonomy places the organism in Eukaryota, Metazoa, Chordata, Mammalia, Lagomorpha, Leporidae. The record is from RefSeq and is a predicted model, not a curated record.
CACGUGGGGGUCCCAAAGUGGUCACUGAGGGAAUAGGUGCCUUUGACCCUAGGCUGAGCCUCUUCUGUGUUUGGGGACAGUUGCUGGCUUAUGAGGCACAUUCCUGAAAUUCAGUUGAAUUUAGUCUGUUUGCUUACCCAAUAGACAUUUCUUAGACAAAACUCUGUGGAAUGAUCAAGAAAAGCAGACCCAGGGAACCAGUUUCUGCCCCCAUGCCCACUCCUCCAUGCUCCAGUGGAGCCCAGAUGGCACUGGAGUGAGCAGCCCUGGCCUCUUACUGGGACUGUCUCCCCCAGAAGCUUGGUUUGGUCUAUGAGGUGCAGUAAAAGUAUAGGGCAAGGAAGGGUUCCAGCACUGUAUGGGUGUAGAUUUGAACCCCAGCCCCACCACUUUCCAGCUAGGCCCUGCUGCUCCAUGUCCUGGAGCCUCAGUUUGCCCAACUGUAAGAUGGGGAGGGAGGAGUAAUAGUACCACAUCGACAGGAUUGAGAGAGUGCACAGAGUAUCUGGUAGCAAGCAGGUCAUAGCCUGUGUUGCCUUCCAUACUGGCCCAGAAAGAUGACGUCUUAGCGCUCCUAGCUUCUAGGUGUAGGCCGCAACCUCCAGGGGUCUGGAGGACGUCCACCUUCAUGGAGCCCAGGUUCCAAGCAUAGUCCUGUUCAUUCUACCCUGCCCAAGAUGGACUUCCCUGUGGGGUACCAUCCCUGAGCCUGGGUGACAGGGUCCCCUCAGCCACUGCAGGGGUCAGGGAGGGCACAGGAGAUUCAGAGAGAGCAGAGUCCAGGGCAUGGUCUUAAGACCCACAGGGAGGAGAGGCCAGAGGCAGGGUGGAGGUGCUGGGAGCCGAGAAGAAAGCCCAUUCUCCUGUUAGGAAACCUGGUCCUGUGUUGGACCAGGUACAUCACACUACCAUGGCAACCACUCCAUGGCUCCAGAAGCUGUGCAGCCAUGCUGUGCAUCCAAGCUGAGUUGCAGUACAGUGGGCCCUAUCCAAGGAGCCCCGCCCCCUGCCCUAAGGGAAGUGGCCAAAGCCUCCCAGGCUCCCUGCAGGCUGUCUGCUCCAGCCCCAUCAUCUGCAUUCCUGGCCCAGCUUCUGGAGGGAUGUGGCCCACCCCUCAGUGCCCUUGUCCCCUGCAGCCAUGCUCUGGACCAGCGCCAUACAGUGCAGCUCUGUGCAGGAACCCUGCUACGGCAAGAGGCUGGGCAGUGACUUCUCCAUGGGCACCGUCAUCUGCUUGGAAUACAUUUCUGGUUAUGCCCUGCAGGGGUCACAAGAAAUUAAGAGCCUCCCUGUGCCAAGGGCCUUGGUGCAGUGGAAUGUCUGAGCACCCACCAGGACAGCUGGGGCCAGGUGAGGGAAGGCAGUGAGUGGGGGCACUGACAGCCCCUUCUCCCUGGGGGAGGCGGCAGGCCCAGCAGAUGCCUGCAGGCACAUGGCAGCCCCUUGCCAGCUGUGUGGUAUAGGGAGGCUGUCCCAUAGUCCUGAGGCUUGGUGUGAGAAAAGCAAGGAGGAGGAGCUGGGGUAUUGGGGCAGGCAUGCCUGGGGUCCUGGUCCCUGAAGCUGGGUAUAGUGGGACUAGUCCUUGGUGGAAGCCAAAGCCAGAACAAGAAGGUGUUCCUGAGGACACAGAGAGAAAUCAGCACAGAGGAGUCCCAGGCAGAGGCUGGGGGCCCUGAGGGAGAAGUCUGUGUAGGGAGCCCUGGGGUCCAGUGGGAGGAGCCUCUGACCAGAGCUGCAUCCCCUCCCAGUGCCCUGCAGAGGCAACCUCACAGAGCACAGGGGCAUCAUCUUGUCCCCUGGCUUCCCAGAGCCCUCCCUCAACAGCCUCAACUGCGUGUGGAAGAUCAUGGUCCCUGAAGGUGCCAGCAUCCAGGUAGGGGCACAUGGGCACCUCAGGCUGGCAGGUGCUGGUCACUGGCAAGCACUGAGCUAGUCUGGGCCCUGCCCCUGCAGCCUGCACACAGAAACACAGCAGCUAUUCCUCUUGAAGCAUGGAGAGGAACAGGGAGAAAGAGACAGGAGGCCCAUCAAGAUGUGGCCUUGCAAACACACUCUGAUGAUCUUCCAGUCCUUGGCCUUGGCCUUUGUCUCAGCUGCUGAUAUUUCAGGACAUGGGCCCCAAAAUGGACUGCAUUUCCAGGCUUCCCAUUCACAUGCAGGUCGGGAACUGCCUGGGAAGGAUGAGUGGGUUUUCUGGAGUGACUGCAAUGCUCUGUAGUUUUGACAGGGGUUUGGGUGACACAGGUGCCAACUGUUGUGUCAACACUCAGAACACGUGCACACUUCCAAUCAUGACAGUGUGAACGCAAUUUGUGUGUUUCAUUGUAUGUAAGUUCCCCUCUGAAGAAAUAAAAAGCCCAUGUAGUUAUCAGAGCCUCCUGAAUGGAAGACUGCCCAUCUGCUGCACAGAGAGGGGCUGCGGCUGAGGGCCGAGGCUCACCGGUCCUUCCUCACUCCUUUACACAAGCACUGGGCUCCCUGCUGGUGCAUGGUGCCCCAGGCAGCCUGCAUCUCCCAAGGCAGCCACCAGGAGGGCAGAGUCUCCCCUGAUCCAAACUCCCUGGGCCAUCCCCAAGUGCCUAGAGUCAGACCUAGCUACAGGUUAGCUCCCCGCCCUCCUCUCCCUUCUGCUGUCCUUGCUCUGGGUGGGGCAGGCAGAGUACAGCCACGCCUUGAGCCCUGCAGCCCUUGCGAAGUCCACUCCAACACACAGAGAUUUACUUGGUGCCUUUUAAGGGCUUGCAGCUGCAGAUGCACGCCCUUUGGGCCUGGGAGAAGCGCAGAAGCUGCCCGUCAGGAGAUGCCAUGCUGCUACCUGCUGCCUGGGAGUCAGCCAGUCAAAGCAGGGUGAGGACGAUCUCAGGAGAGAAGGCGAGCAUGAGCUCAUGUGGCCUCAGCCCUUGUCCUCCUGUUGCUGGGGUCAAAUUGGGCAUGGUCUGAAUCUUGGCUCCAUGGCUUACGUAGGUCACAUGUGGAACCUCCCUCAGUUGGGUCCUCUCCUGUGAUACGGGGUGACGUGGCCCGUGGCAAGGGGAGGAGGGGACGUGUAGCCCUGCAGGCCCCAUCCUGCUCAUGGAACCUUCUGGGCAUGUGCUGCUUCCAUGAGGAAGGCCUGAGCAGGAAGGAAGAGGAAGAGGAAGGCUGAGGUGGAUGCUGAGGAAAUCGCUUUAUAUAAUGCCGGGUAUAUAAGGAGGGCAGGGUCAGCACUGGUUGGAGUAGAAAAGUCAAGGAGUGAGGAGCCCACAGAGGUGAGCUGGAAGGGCCCUGGCCAAGCUUGUGAAGGCUCUGGAUGAGAAGGGUGGACUCUGUGUGAUGGCUGAGUGGUGGUCUAGGGAGUGCCCUGGUGCAUGGGGACAUGCUAAGCAGGACUGGAUGGCAGUGAGGAUGAGGUGGCUGAAGCAGCCUGGGCGCCGCGUAUGGAAUGAGAGGGGGCAGUGCAGACCACAGGAGGCAGAGUGCAAGGAGCCACCGGCUGCUCCCUGACAGGAGCUGUCCUGACCUUGAACACAGUAGGAGAAAUUCUGCAGACUGCCUCGGGACCACCUGCACCGGCCUGCGGGCUCAGCCUGAGCCCCUGAGCGUCACAGAGGUGCAUCUAGGAGAGAGGCGCCCUCCUACCGCAUCUCCCUCUGUGUCUUGGCUCUUGGGAUUUGUCCGCAGGGUGAGGGAGAAGGACAGUGCUGAGGUGUUCGGCCUGGGGCUGGGGUUCUUCCUGGCCCCGAGCUCAGCAGGUGGACCAGGCAGCCAGAGGACCCUGGAGGACGCCUUCCUGCCCCAGGAAUCUGGAGUCUGCAGAGCCUCGGUGCUGUCUGCGUGUGCAUGCGCUAGUCCUUUUCUUUUUUAUUAUAAUGAAGUUCCCUGGGGCAGGCUGCUCACAAAGAAAAAGGCAUAUGUCAUUCACAGCGUGUGAGGUUCAAGGGCAUGACGCUAGCAUCAGCCCAGUUCCAGUAAGGCUCCUCCUGGCUGCGUCAUGUCAAGGUGACGCCAAGGGUAGAAAUGAGUGGGGCAGGGCAGGCUCAGGCUUUUAGAACAGUGACAGGAGAAGCAGCUUCAUCUCUUUCCAGGGCAUGCCCCCAGCUGACCCAGGACCUCUCACUAGGCCUCGCCUCCCAGUGCCACCACCCUGGGGCCCAUGGUCCCAAUACAUGGACCACUGGGGGACAAACACAGCCAACCAUAGCAGUGCCUCGCUAUGGGCAGCCCCAGCCCCCGGGCUGGGAGCUUCUUCCCACUGCCUUGGUCUGCAGGAUGGUGCCAUUCUCCCUUUGCUUUGUCUCCACCUUGUCUAGCCGUGGGCCUGAGCAGCUGUCCAGAACCCGCUGUGCCCAGUAACGGGGUGAAGAGCAGCCAGUGCUACCUGGUGAAUGAUGUGGUCUCUUUCCAGUGAGCCGGGCUGUGCCCUCCAGGGCCAUGCGCACAUCUCCUGCAUACCGGGGACCAUUCUGUGCUGGAACUACGCUCCUCUGCAUUGCACAGUGUGGGGGAGCAGUGGAAGAGAUGGAGGGGGUCAUCCUGAGCCCUGGCUUCCUGGGCAACUACCCCAAUAACAUGGACUGCUCUUGGAAGAUCACACUGCCCAUGGGCUUUGGAGCUCACAUCCAGUUCCUGAACUUCUCCACUGAGCCCAACCAUGACUUCAUGGAACUCCACAGUGGCCUGUACAAGACCAGUCACACCAUGUACUUCCACAGUGACCACUCCUGGAAUCGGCUGGGAUUCAAGCUAGAGUACCAGAGUAAAGUUACAGAGAGGAGAGAGAAAGAGGUCUUCCAUCUGCUGGUUCAUUCUCCAACUGGCCGCAACAGCCUGAGCUGUGCUGAUUUGAAGCCAGGAGCCAAGAGCUUUUUCUGGGUCUCCCACAUGAGUGCAAGGGCCCAAUGGGCACUUUGGCCAUCUUCUGCUUUCCCAGGCCAUAGCAGAGAGCUGGAUUGGAAGUGGAGCAGCCGGGACUCAAACUGGCACCCAUAUGGGAUGCCAGCACUGCAGGCAGCAACUUUACCUGCUAUACCACAGUGCCACACCCCCCCCCCCCCCAGUGUUUUAAAGUGUGCACUGUGUUUGAAAUUCUCUCCACACCCACUGCAGCGUCUCCCUUCAGUACAAACCCACCUCAUCUCCUGCAGGAGUCUCUCUUUGGGAAAGCUAAGGAGCCGCUGUCCUCAGGGUCAUUUCUGCCCCCAGAGGCCCUGCCUCUCCCUGGGAACCCCAGGCACCACAUUGCUGAUGUCACUGACGCUGUCCCCUCUCUCUCAAAAGCCUGGCAUGUCUCCAGGCCACAUCUGGCUGUGGUGUGGGUCUCGCCUGUGCUGCUGUGCACCACGUGUUCCUCAGGGAGGCAUUCUUUAAAGGCCCAGGCUGUCCUGGUCCAGUGAUUCCUAAGGCAACAGGCUCCCUGCUUCCACUGCGGUGCCCACCACCCUCAGCCCUAACCCCCUGACAGAGCUGUGGCUCCCCUUGGACCCACCCACACCCAUCGAGGCUUCCCCGUUCUUUAACAUGCCCUGCCAGCUGGGUGACUUCACAGUGACACCUGCCAGGUUCUUGCCAUAGAGCCUGCCCUGGGCGACAGCAAACAGAAACAGCACAGUUGCCUAGAAAUGUGAUCGUUUCUUUUUGUGGUGUUAUUGCCUCUGAUAAAGGCAUCCCCUGCUAGAUGCUGCAUUUAGUCUCAGCUACUUCCAUGAAGAAUCUUUACUGUAGGAAUGUUCCAGCUCCUUCUGCUGGUGGUUUUCUGUGCCAGAUGCCUGCCAUGAAAGCUGUUCCUUGUCCUGUGGGCCCCGCUCUACAGCUCCAUUGGCGGCCUCCCCCAUUGGGAUGGCCUCAGCGAUUUAACAUCUGGGCAUGUCCUUUUGAGUCAGGGC